CACCCACAAUGAUAUUCAAGGCACUUGCGGCUCGUCUGCAGCGAUAGGAGAAAAGAGGAGAGAAAAAGAGAGCCUCACCUCCUCUAACAGCGAGUGAGGUAGGGAAAAGAGUCAGAGAGCGAGAGGAAGACGAGAGGCUGUGGAGUUAAAAGAAAGACUACGGCGGCUUGGACCUCCUGCCAGGACUCUUUAAUUGUCUGCGCUUUAUUAUAAAGUGUCUAAUUUUCACACAGAUUCGACAUGUCAUCAUCCGGUAAAGACAACAGCGGUGCCCAACACGCCAAUUACGUGGGACCUUACCGUUUGGAGAAGACGCUCGGAAAAGGACAGACAGGGUUGGUCAAACUUGGAGUCCACUGUGUAACAUGCCAGAAAGUCGCCAUUAAGAUUGUGAACCGUGAGAAACUCAGCGAGUCAGUACUAAUGAAGGUGGAGCGAGAAAUAGCUAUUCUGAAGCUCAUAGAACACCCACAUGUUUUAAAGCUACACGAUGUCUACGAAAAUAAAAAAUACUUGUACCUCGUGCUAGAACAUGUGUCUGGUGGUGAACUGUUCGACUACUUGGUGAAGAAAGGCAGGUUAACACCUAAAGAGGCCAGGAAAUUUUUCAGACAAAUCAUGUCUGCCUUGGAUUUUUGCCACAGUCAUUCCAUAUGUCACAGGGAUCUAAAGCCAGAGAACCUCUUGCUAGAUGAAAAGAACAACAUCAGGAUAGCAGACUUUGGCAUGGCUUCCCUUCAGGUUGGCGAUAGUCUGUUGGAAACCAGCUGUGGAUCUCCACACUACGCAUGUCCAGAGGUCAUCAGGGGAGAGAAGUAUGACGGGAGGAAAGCAGACGUCUGGAGCUGUGGGGUCAUUCUUUUUGCUCUGUUGGUGGGCGCCCUACCGUUUGAUGAUGACAACUUAAGGAAUCUUUUGGAGAAGGUGAAGCUGGGUGUGUUUCACAUGCCACACUUCAUCCCUCCAGAUUGUCAGAACCUUCUCCGUGGCAUGAUUGAAGUGGAUGCCUCCAAAAGAUUAACGUUAGAACAGAUCCAGAAGCACACGUGGUACAUAGGGGGCAAAAAUGAACCAGAGCCAGAGCAGCCAGUACCCAGGAAGGUGACCAUCCGCAGCCUGCCCUCUGCAGAAGACAUCGACCCCGACGUACUGGACAGCAUGCACUCUUUGGGCUGCUUCAGAGACAAAAACAAAUUACUGAAAGACUUGCUCUCAGAUGAUGACAACCAAGAGAAGAUGAUCUACUUCUUGCUAUUGGAUCGAAAGGAGAGGUACCCUAGUCAGGAGGACCAGAAUCUUCCCCCUCGCAAUGAGAUUGAUCCUCCGAGGAAGAGAGUGGACUCUCCCAUGUUGAAUCGUCAUGGCAAGAGGAGACCAGAGAGGAAGUCCAUGGAGGUCCUCAGUGUCACGGACGGAGGCUCACCUGUCCCGGCCAGGAGGGCUAUCGAUAUGACGCAGCAUGGACAAAGUAAAUCAGUUUACAGUAAAAGCUUGGAUAUUCCUGACGCCAGUACAAAAUGCAGCAAAGAAGAAAGGUCGCGGUCUAUUAGUGGAGCCUCCUCUGGUCUCUCCACCAGCCCGCUCAGCAGCCCACGGGUUACCCCUCACCCUUCCCCUCGAGGCAGCCCCCUCCCCACCCCAAAGGGCACCCCAGUGCACACUCCCAAGGACAGCCCAGCUGGGACACCUACUCCAACACCGCCCCCAAGCCCCUCUAUUGGAGGCAUGCCAUGGAGGACGCGGCUCAACUCCAUCAAGAACAGCUUCCUGGGCUCACCACGUUUCCAUCGCAGGAAACUCCAAGUUCCCACACAAGAGGAGAUGUCCAGCCUCACACCAGAGUCUUCCCCAGAACUUGCCAAAAAAUCCUGGUUUGGUAACUUCAUCAACCUGGAAAAAGAGGAACAGAUCUUUAUUGUCAUCAAAGACAAACCUCUCAGCUCAAUCAAGGCAGACAUCGUUCAAGCCUUUCUCUCGAUUCCCAGCCUGAGCCACAGUGUCAUCUCUCAGACCUCUUUUCGAGCAGAGUACAAGUCAACAGCUGGCCCCACAGUCUUCCAGAAGCCGGUGAAAUUUCAGGUGGAUAUCACCUACACAGAGAGCACAGCUGCCACUAAGGAGAAUGGCAUCUACUCUGUAACCUUCACCCUGCUCUCAGGACCCAGCCGGCGCUUUAAACGAGUAGUGGAGACGAUUCAGAGCCAGUUGUUAAGCACACACGAUCAGCCUGGGGUCCAACAGCUUUCCGGAAUUAUCCAGAAAACCUAUUAAAGUCCAUCCUCCUGCUCCCUGCUCCAUUCGCCCUCCCUCGACCACCCCUCCACACCCCUCCAGCGUGCCAAGAGACGGACAAUUGUUGACGGUGGACUCUUCUUAUAGCGGUGUGCUGGGGGAGGGGUUACCAUGGAAACAGACCCUUCAUGCAGACUUCUACCUUCAUCUUCCUCUGCACCCCGACUCCACCCCUGGCAGCCAUCGGUAGAAGUAGACAAAAAAAAUCCUGUAGUGUUCCCGUUCUUAGAAACACACAAGCACACACAUCCCAAUAAAACAAGACCACUCGCUCCCCUCACCAGCUAUCCCCGUUCUCUGACUUCAAGGAGCAUUUGCUAAUUGGAAAACAAGCAUUAUUCAAAAACACUACAGAUGCCACAUACGCAAAACAUGUACACGCAUACACGCACAGAUCCAGUAUGCACAAAAACUCUGGGAUGUCUCAACAAUGAUGAACAACAUUUUAAAAAAAAGAAGACAACAUGCAGAAACAUGAGGAGGAGAGAAGAGAGAGGAGUUUUGUGGAAAGCCCAAACAGCCGACACGGAUGCUUGCUGGAUUGUAUUUGUUUGCUUUUUAUUAUAAUGUACUUUCUUUGUGAAGAACUGGGUUUGAAAUACUGACUUUAUUAGACUUAAUACUAUUGCUGCAAAACAGACUGGAAUUGUUUUCAGAGAGGAGUCGGGUGCGAGCAGAACAGGGCAGCCGGGGAUAUUAAAUGACAGUAUAGGGUUGGGGGGAGGGAAGUGGGUGGAUAUUCGGGUAUUUAAAAUGAAUGAUCUAUUCUGUUGUACAGACUGAUAUCAUUUCUUAUGUAAAAAAAAAAAAGAAAUGUCUAGUUGUGACACUGUUUAGAUACCAUAGGAACAGGUUGGUAAACCUGAGCCUGCCACUUACUGUCAUUUUAAAUUCUGUGUAUUUUUGUUACAUGAUCAUGUACGUCUUUGUUUGAUUGACCCAAUAAUGAUCCAAACAUUCCUGUUUCCUAUUAUCUGCAGCACUUUUUCUCUUUGGUUUUCAUUUAUACCUCUCUCUAGUCUCACUUACCAGCAGUAGGAGUAGAGAAACAAACGAAAAAAUGACGUGAUAAAUGCAACUGUGGAUAUUUUUGUAUUGUUGUCCUUAUUUAUUCAUGUUUGUUCAUCUCACUGUUUGAUUUCCUAAUUUAUUAUAUCUUGGCUAUUUAUAUGAACAAAGCUGUUAGGUCAGUUGAAUGUUAUUUAUUACCCUCUUGUGUGUUCGUAAAUGGGACAUUUAAGAAAAAAAAGAACUUUUAUUUCCUUUGUUUUGGUCUGACUUUAACUGAAUUAUGUGAACUUUGACAAGUCAUAAAUUCUCUUUUCCAUGCUCUGUCUGCAGAGGGAAAGAGAACUUGUGGGAACUCUUGGAAAAAAAUGAUUUACCAGUAAUUUAAGAAUGUAGACUUAGCCUCUUUUUGGAGAGGGAAUAUGCUCUUCUAUUGAUAUUUGUCAGUUUCAUAUUAUUGUGCGUGUAGGCCAGGCUGGAGGAGAAGAACACCACAGAUCCUGAUCUGCUUCUUCUCUUUGUAAAUAGACAGACAAACCGUGGGGGUUGAUUGUCUUCUCAACAAUGCUGGGGAUUCCUGCUCUGUGCUUUUAGCUUGUAUUGCUGUGUGCAUGUCAAAACAUGAGCUUUUCUUUGCAUGGCUUUAGUGUUAAUGUUCCAUGCCAAACUCACUCCUUCUCUCAGCCUUCAUCACUUCUCUUUCCACAAAACUACCUUUUAAAAUUUAAAUUCCCCUUCUGUCCCUUACUUUCCCACCCUUUCUGCUUUUUUUCUGGCUCUUUUUUUUCUUUUAAAUUGUUCCCUUGGUCCUGCUGAUCUUUCCCUUCGUCCUCCUCCUCCUCCUUAUCUUGUGCACAAAGUUUUUGAAGGAUGCUUCCUCAACUCUGUACCUCUCUCUGGAAGGCUCUGAGGUCUGGGCUCUCUCUACCCGUUAGUAGUAGAGGCACAGGGAGGGGAUACCAGUACUACAAACACAAAGCAAUACCCUGAUAUGCGCCCUCCUUUCUGUUUUCUACAAUGGGAAGCUAGCAGCACUAAGGAUAUCCAAUGAUUCAGAGGCCUACAUGGGUCUUUUGACAGAGCAGGAGCAAAACUGACUGUAAUCCCCAUACAACAUAACUGUGAGCAUCUUCAGUGCUGA
This is a messenger RNA of Oreochromis aureus, 4441 nucleotides long. It is a transcript of the gene brsk2a, whose product is annotated as BR serine/threonine kinase 2a. Gene Ontology annotation, molecular function: ATP binding; protein serine/threonine kinase activity; tau-protein kinase activity. The record is from RefSeq and is a predicted model, not a curated record. Gene Ontology annotation, cellular component: cytoplasm. Bases 241 to 2271 code for a protein of 676 amino acids. NCBI's taxonomy places the organism in Eukaryota, Metazoa, Chordata, Actinopteri, Cichliformes, Cichlidae. Gene Ontology annotation, biological process: intracellular signal transduction; microtubule cytoskeleton organization; protein phosphorylation. The transcript has 20 exons.